Passer montanus (Eurasian tree sparrow) is the source of this 4977-nucleotide messenger RNA. RefSeq names its product family with sequence similarity 149 member A (gene FAM149A). NCBI's taxonomy places the organism in Eukaryota, Metazoa, Chordata, Aves, Passeriformes, Passeridae. The transcript has 14 exons. The record is from RefSeq and is a predicted model, not a curated record. Bases 454 to 1905 code for a protein of 483 amino acids.
AGCGCCUUUAAAAGCUGUUGCUUCCAGACAGCUCCCUUCUGUGUCUGCCUGGCAUGGUGAUAAAGAUGGGCUGGCUUCGGUCGCUCUCACUCCCCACUUCUGGUUAAGCCUUUCCUCCGCACAGAUGCGUGAAGAGGGCCCUGCUGCCCUGGCAGGAAGGGACUGUCCAGAGGUUCCCCAAAUCGGUGUCUCUCUGGAAAAAGUGGAGUGUCUCUUCCAUCAGUUUUUGCAAGAAAUGUUCAAGAAGCCAUCGACAAUUAUACCUGUGAGACACUUUCAUCACUUUCACCUAGUGGUUGCACAACACCCACGGAGCUGAAUAAUUCUUGGUCUAUAAACAGCUAUACUACUAGUUUGUCUACUGAAAGAAGUUCGGUUUACUCCUGGCGGGAUGAUGAAUUUGAUAAAGCCAACACACAGAGAGUGCAUCAGUUAUUUUGGGAGAUUGAUGAAAUGCUGUUUGAAGGAAAAGUGACCUCCCAAACAGAGAACCUGCAGGCAGAAUGUGCAGAUUGGGUUGAACAAUUUCCUCAUAUAAGGGUUCUAGGAAAGCAGCUUCUAGUGCCAAAGGAUGAAGGCUUUCAGCAUUUUCAGAGCAGAAAUGAUGCCCGUGUAGAUACUAAGUGUGUGCCUGGCCUCCUUGAAUGUACUGGUCAUACAAAAGAACUCUGCAUCUCAGGCUCUAAAUUGAUCCCAACAGUAUCUCCAGUACAUACCGCACUGGAUGCAAGUUCCACUGGGGUUUCUGCUUCAGACUCAGCCACGUAUUCCUUCCUGGAAGAAGAAAUUUACGAUGAGGAUGGAAAAAUAGAGGAAUAUCUUGCCUUUGACAACAAGGAACUUGAGGAUGAGAUUUGGGAACAAAAGAAAAUGCGUCUUUCUGAGAAGAGGUGUAAGCGUGGCAUUCCCCCUGUUUCUCCCAAUGCCUGUAUCAAAGAUGCUGUGGCUUCUGAAGUGUUUGAUCAUAUCUGGAGCAGUGUCAUUGGAAUAUUGGAGGAACUGAUUAAAAAAAAUUGGGAAACUAGUAUCCCAGAGUGUGACCAACAAAUAGAAAAACUGAAAACUGUUACAGCAAAACUGCCACAUUUGCCAGUCAUUCAUAUUACAGCAGAUGCUGGGACCAUUCCUCUUUCCAGAGGCUCUGAAGCACAAACUGUAUCUUUUGGGGCUCAUUCGGUUUCAUCGCAGGUUUACCGUUUCUCCAGCAACUUCUGUAGUGAUCUGAGUGGUGUGAUGACAAUUCAAGCAAAACCGCUCCAACAGAGGCAUGCUGCCAUAGCAGAAAAAACGCAGAAUGAGCAAGAAGACAAACAGCAUACCAGUGCCUCCAGCACUCCAAAUUCAGCACAUGCUAGGUUGGGGAGAAUUUCUGAUAACAGUAUUCUUUCAGCAUCUCCGGCUCUACUGGCAUCCUCUAGGAAAGUAGCAAGGUUACCUUCUCUGACCUCUGACCAGCCCUGCUCAGAAGUUCCUAAUAUGCACAAUGAUGAAAUCCGUAAAGGGACAAAAUUGGUUGGCAGCAGUUUAUCUUCUGCUCGUGCACCUGCAAAGCGGAACAAGUUACCACCAAUAAACUCCGAAGCUGUUGAACAUGUUUCAGUACCUCAAAUGCAACAGAGCCCUCAUCAAGAACGAUAUACCCAUAGCAGAGUGUCAAGUGCAGUAGCUGGCAGGACAGAGCAAAGGCCACUCAGAGAAAGACCUGUUACUGUUCAAUUUUCAAGACCCAACACAACUCAUACAUUCAGGAGAGACACACCUCAGAAGAAGUCACUGACUCCCGUGGAUUGUGCUAACCACAGAAGGACUGGUCAAGGAUUUUUGAUAACAGGUUCACAGAAUUACUCCAGAUCCUUUCAGAGAAAUCCUCCAACCUCAAAGAAGAGAUUUCAGAUCGCUUCUUAACCUGUUUUAGGAAGAAACAGAAACUCCCUGCACUGACUGAAAGACUGAAGCACCAAAUUUGCCACUUAGUAUCUUGUGUAACAAAGAAGGUGUGCAUAUGCUGGUGUCUGCUGAGCCUUGCAAUCCUCAGGAUGCCUGCAUUACCUUCUUUUAAAAUUACUUGACCAGAGCUUAGAUUAAAAAAUAUAGCAAAAGGAAAUAAAUGGUUGAGGUGUCUGCUCUGUUUGCAGUAUCAAGAGACUGUGCGCUUUCUUCUCAGGCAUUCCUCCUUUCUGUGCCUUUCCUAAGAAAUUGUUUUUCAACCUAUCAAAUCAGAUCUGUUUAGAACAUAAGGGGUACUGUUCCCACUUUUUUUGUUUCAUUAAAGAUGUUCUAGUCUAUCUAAAUAUUAGUCAUAUAGAAAAUUUAUACUUCUAAACAGAAGUUUGCAGUACUUCCUCUUUAACUGCUGUUUUAACAUUUCUCCAUUUUUCAGUCUGUCUGCUUAUUAUUAUAUUAUGAUACUAUUUUAUCUCUUACAAGUAUUAUCUGUACCAGCCUUUUUUUCUUUCUUUAAUUCUUUCGAAAUCUCAUUUAUUGCUGUUCUAAUCAUCAGUAACUGCGGGAACUGCUGGGAUAAACUUGUUUACAGCAAAUAAUGUUUUCCCUGCCAAGCCAGGCCUUUAUAGAUGCUGAGCAAAUGAACCACAUGCUGACAAGCUGUAAGGCCAUUCCCACUUUUUGAGAUUUCUUGCGCAAAUGAAGAGAAGAGCAGAACAACAAGCUUCUGCAGCUUAAAAAGAAAGAAUUGCUAAUUACUAGGGCAGCAAUGAAUUGCUAUCAGGUGACAAGAGAUAGGAAGAGGGAUGUUUGCUGUCUAUCAGAAGUAUUUUAACACUUCUCCCUUUUGGUCAGCCUUUGGGCACCUGACAAUCACUGGUCAUCUUACAUCCUGAUAACCAUUAUAGACUCAUUCCAGGUUGGAAGUGACCUCAAGGAUCAUCUGGUCCAAUCUUUGUUGGUGAAAGCAGUCUGGGUGAGAUGGCCCAGCUGAAUCUUAAGUCUCCAAUGCUGGGGAAUCCACCACUUGGCACAUAAUGGAGAGAUUAUUCCAAAGGCUGAUUAUUCUCAUAGUGAAAAGUUUUCUCUUGUAUCCAGUUGGUAUCUUCCCAGGUGUAACUUGCACAUAUCACUCCUCACUUUUCCAUAAGACUCCUUAUGAACCGGGAAUCUCCAUCUUCUUAGCAGACACCCUUUAAAUACAGGAACACAAUGAUAAGGUGUGCUUAAGCUUAUUUUCUCCAAGCUGGACAAAUCCAGUUUUCGCAGCCUUCACGUGACAGGCUACCCAGUGAUUUGGUCAUCUUUGUUGCCCUUUAUGUCACCUUCUCUACCCUGUCACAUCUUUCUUGUAUAGCAGGGACCAAAACUGAACACAAUAUUCAUAUGUGGCCUGACCAGAACUGGUUAGAAUGCCAUAGUUACUUUAUCUCUCCUGUCAUUGAUGCAGCCAAGUCUUGUAUUGGCUUUCUUUGCUGCAGCAACAAACUGUUCACUCACACUGAACUGCUUGUCCACCAGCACCCUCAGGUCCUUUUCCAUAGAGCUGUUCCCUAGCCAGGUAGAUCCCCAACCUGUGCUGCUCACCUGGAUUAUGUUUUUCCAUGUGCAGAACCUUAUAUUUGUCCUUAUUGAACAUCCUAAUGGUCUUGUUUGCCUAAUUUUCCAUCCUGUCCAGGUUGUCCUGCAGGCUGGCUCUCCCUUCCAAAGUGUCCACUGCCUCAGUCAGUUUGGUAUCACUGACAAACUUCAUCUGGGUACACUUGAUCCCAUAAUCCAAACCACUGAGGAAGGUACUAAACAGCCUUGGGCCCAGUAUCAUUCCCUGGGGGACUCCACUUGAGGCAGUUGCCAGGGUGAGAGGGAGCAAUUUACCACCACCUACAAGGUCAGCCAAUUUCCAACCCACUGCAUGGAUCACACAUCCACACCAUCACAUACACAUAUCUGUAGGAGGAGGCCAUGGGAAACCAUAUCAAAAGCCUUGGAGAUAUCCAGGUAGACAAUGUUCACUGCAGACCCCACAUCAGCCAAGCAGGUUCAUUUGUUGUAAGAGGCAAUCAGGUUUGUCAAGCAAAAUUUGUCCUUUGUCAAUCUGUGCUGGCUUUUCCUAAUCAUGAGCUCCAUUUGACUUCUAACAGCUCCCAGGAAAAUUUGUUCCAUAGGUUUCCCAGGGACUGAAGUUAGAUAGAUGGGCCUGUAGUUUUCUGGGUCCUCUCUGAAGUCCUUGUAGACAGGAGUGACAUCAGCCUUCCUUUAGUCUUCUUGGAUGUCCUCCAAAUUCCACAUCUCGAAAAUUAUGGAGAGUGGCCUCAGCUAUAUUGGCCAGCUUUCCUUUGUUGGAUACUGUCAGAGCACAUCAGUGUGUAGAGGUCAAGCUCCUGUAAUAGUUCACACAUCAACCCUUCCUUCACAGAUAGUGGAUCUGUGUUUGCAUCAGACAGGAUUUUUUUCCAAAGGCCUGGUGCUGAUGGAAGGACAAAGGUGAAGAAAGUGUUGAGUACCUCUGCCUUUUCAGCCUUGGUGACUAAUUCAUCUCUCCUGUUAAACAGCAGGAAAAUACUUUGUUUCUGCUUGUUUACAUACCUGUCCUGGUUUCACCUGGCACAGAAUUUAUUUUCAUCCUAGUACCUGGCACAGUGGUGUGUUUUAAAUUGGUAUGAGAAAAACGUUUAUUACACCCUAAUAUUUCAGUUCUUGCUAAGUUGUGUUUGCCCAGCAUCAAAGAUUUUCAGUGCUCCAUGCCCUGCCAGUGAAAGGUUCCACAUGAAGCUGUGAAAGAGCCUGGCCAGGACAGCUGACCCCAACUGGUCAAAGGGAUAUUCCAUACCACAGAAGGCCUUGCUCAGUACAUGAACUGGGGGGGGUGGCUGGGAGGGACCUAUUGCUGUUUAGGGGUGGACUAAGGUCAGUGGGUGGUAAGGAAUUGUUUUGUGUAAUUGCUUGUGUUUAUUAGGUUUUGUUCUUUUCUCUUCUUUCCCUGUUUUCAUUUUACUUUAUUAUAUUUCAAUCAUUAAACUUUUCUUAUCUCAA